This is a messenger RNA of Pocillopora meandrina, 15052 nucleotides long. The record is from the annotation of a GenBank genome assembly. Lineage: Eukaryota; Metazoa; Cnidaria; Anthozoa; Scleractinia; Pocilloporidae.
GUCGGUUUCAAAAUGGCGGCGGCAGUGAAGAGAAAACCGGAAUCUAUUGUGCCGCCAGAAGAAAGUGAUUUGCUCAGAAUAACGCCACUGUAAGUUGCUUUUUACCUCAAAUCUUGAAGUGACUAUGUAAAUAAGUCAACGCAUUUGUGUUUGAUGGAUACCGAUCUGUUGCUGGUUGUAAACUGCAUUAGAACGUGCGUCUGCACGUGUACUGACCACAAAAACUCUUUAGUAACCUAUCGCAAUCGAUUUCGGACGUUUUCGACAUAUUUGACCGUGCAUUUUCGCAAUUUAGUAGGCCUUUUUCACCAGUGACCUCAGAUAUCCCGGUGGACGUGUCGCUGUAAAUAAAUGAGCAGUCGAUUAACGGUACAAAAUAUUAUUUCUGUGUACGCCAUCAUUGUUAUUAAAAUGGUUUGCUGAGACGGAGAUGGCUUCUCAGACUUUAGGCGUAGGUCUUAAAUUGAAUUAUUUUCCGGUAUGUUUACCUAGGGGAGCUGGGCAAGAAGUUGGUCGGUCAUGUCACAUCCUGGAAUUCAAAGGAAAGAAAGUGAUGGUUAGUAUUACAGGGUACUGAACCCUUUCACUGGCAAGAUUCAAAAUCUUACAUUUUUUGCCGUGACUAUGGGAAACCCAAUAGCCUAAUGAUUCAUAGACUGGACUCUGUGCCAAGAGGUCUGAGUUUAAAACCUGGCUGGGUCAUUGUGUAGUGUUUUAUGAGCAAAAUACCUUACUCUUACAGUGCCUUGUUCUACCCAGGAGUAGGACUGGGUAUAGGCAUAUAGUCAGGGAAGCCUGACGAAAUGCAAGGGGGGAACUUUGUGAUGGACUAGCAUCUCAUCAGGAGGGAGCAAUGAUACUUUUAGUUACUUCAUGCUGAGAUAAGCUCCAGUUGGAAGAAGCACUUGGUUUAAUUAUUGACUCUUCUGUCUUGACCUGUCCUAACAAUGUAGUGUUGUAUCAUUGCUUGGUUGAUGAUUUUUUCAGUUCUUGUCACCUCUAGCUGUGUAACAACUCCUACCCUUGUUGUAUGUCAAUUCACUGAGUCCUCAGGGUUAAUGAUACUUUCUUUUGUGGACAUUGAGGGUUAUGCAGGCACAAAUACGAACAGUUUUGAAAGAGAGGAACCUUUGAGUAAUUCAACAAAAAAAGAGAUGCAACAACAGAUUUUAUGCAACUGCACCAAUCACUCAACCUUUUUUUUAACUCUUUAACAUUUCCCACUUUUAGCUGGACUGUGGAAUUCAUCCUGGAAUGUCAGGAAUGGAGUCUCUACCUUUUCUUGAUGAAAUUGAUACAGCAGAAAUUGAUCUUCUCCUUGUCAGUCAGUAAGUGGUUAUUAAAGAAACCCAAUUUGUCACAACGGAAGUUUACUCAUCAUCAUCAACUUAUACAGUAGUUGACCAAAAUAAACCCUUGCUCAGUCACCUGAUUUAAUACUUAAUACCUACAAUUAAAUUCUAGUCAUCAAACUUGAUCCUAUGAAAUAUUGUACAAAGGGGGGAAAAUGCUGUCUAACAGAUAAAACGCUAUCCAGUGGUGAAAAAUACUGCGGUAUCUCCUGGAUACUGGAGAUUUAUCGGAUGGAGGAUGGUGCUAUACAAACUCAUAACUACCAGGGUCCAGAGUUUUUUUGUUUUGUUUUGUUUUUUUUGCUGUUUUUUUUGGAAUGGGGGGAUUUUUCUCGUGUUUGGUGGGUGGGAGGAAGGGAAACUUAAAGUAUUCAUGUACAUUGUAUCUAGAGAUCAUGUAAAUAAUUCAAUACAUUAGCUAAUAAUAGAAACUACAAGCACCUGAUGACACCAAAAAAUAAUAUGAGACAGUUAAACAUUGAUCUUUUCUUCUUUAUUUGAGCAAUAACGAAGGGGUGCAAGUUUAACCCUUUAACUUCCAUGAGUGACCAAGACAGAAUUUCUCCUUACAAUAUCAAUACAAUAUCAACCAGAUAGGUGAUGAGAAUGAAGAAAAAUAUAAAUUUGGGAAUAAUUAGUUGAUCCAAUACUAAUUCUCUGAACUAAUGUGUAAGAAUUCUAUGGUUGACUGUAAGGAGAAUUGCAAAUUUUAUCUGGGAAUUAAAGGGUCAAGGGAAGGGCCAGAAUUAACCGGUAUGGCCUGUAAACAGGGGCUGGGGGAGGGGGGAAUACUUGCAAACCAGAAUAAUUUUUUUUGUUUGUAAUUAUAUGUAAAAGUGGACGCAUGAAAAGGUAGUGGGGUAGGGGGUUAAUUAGCAAUAUUCUGUGGUGUGUUUUUUAUGUACUCUAAGUAUUCAGAUCAGUUUUGAACCUAUGUGCAAGAAAUUUUGUUGUUAUCCAUUUCCAGCUUUCAUCUAGAUCAUUGUGGAUCGCUUCCUUGGUUUUUGGAAAAGGUGAGCAACCACCACAAUGUUCUGAUACAUUGUGAUGUGUGGAAACAACCUGUUCAUUUAAUUUUAUGUUGAAAACUUAGUGAUAAAGUUCAGUAGAUUUUAGUCAUCCUUGUUCUUGUUUGAACUCCAGCACAAUGCUCAAUGCUCCUCUACACAAUUUUUCUUCAGCACUUAUCCCUGAAAUCUGUUUACCCUUAAUACCCUGAUAUCAGUAUGCAUAUUCUCUGCACUGUUCUAUACAUUUCCAAUGGAGAAUUGGUUUAAAAGCCAAGGGCAUCUUUAGAUGCUGAUUAUUUCUUCAAAUCUUGUGACCUUAGUAUGUGAUUCAUCAGUGAUGCUGUAAGGAGAAAUCAGAUGUGAGUCACUCCCUCGGAUUAAAGGGUUGUCUUCAAUUAAAAUGGCUUUUUACUCAUAGUUCAUGUUAUUUAAAUGGUGUUUAAUCUUUAAAGGAUUUUUUUCUUUGCUUUUUAGACAACAUUCAAGGGAAGGUGUUUAUGACACAUGCAACCAAAGCAAUAUACAGGUACAUUGCAUGAUUAAGAUUACACAGAUGAAUAUUGCAUAUUAGGAUAUACCACACAAGUGGCUGGUGUGCAGGUGAUUAGCAAGUAUGUUACACCUCCAAGCCGCCGAAGAGACAAGAUCAUAUCUUAAGAGUUUAAUUUCUAACCAUUUUUCAGUAUAUUGACAGAAAUGAACUUAUAAGCUUAAAGCUAGAACUUUUGGCUUCUGUGUAGGACAUACUAAAAUUUGCCUCAUUAUUAUUAUAUACAUUAUUUAUAAACAUUAUUUGCCUCAGUGUCCAUGAAAGUGGUGGAUAUUUACCAAGCCAUUUUUCAGCAUGGUAAAUAUCCACCAUUAUGAAUUUUUCAACUCUGAUUAUUGUAUUUCAACUGUUCUGAUUGGUUCACUCAACUCCAGUUAUCAGCUCUUAUUCCAAAUCACCUUAUAUGGAAGGGCAAAGCACCAUCUGUUGCAGAGCUGAAAAAAGGCUCCAAAUAAUAUAGCCUGGUUGGCUAUAUACCAUCUUAUAACCAUUUGUGCCCUCAUGGAAUGAUUGUUAACUAUUUCCCUCCAUUUUAGUGAAAAUAGCAUCCAUUUUACUGUUUCAAUUAAUCUUUCAGAAUUCUUGGGAAAAAUUUUUCUAGCAAGCAGUUUGAGUUUUUCUCUUUCCUUUCCUUUUUAGGUGGCUUCUUUCAGAUUACGUCAAGGUUAGGUAAGUAUCAUUAUACAUUUCAAGCAAAGGAGGCCUUUGGAUAGAGAUUCUUCUUCACAUAUUAACUAGAACAUUACUAAUUGCUAUUCCAAGCCAGCUGCAACAAGAGUAUUUUUCACCAAAGGUACAAUGACAGGCUUACUUACUUAAACAGCUAUGUUUCAGUUGUUUCUACCUGUGUCAGCUCAUACAUUAUACAGCCUGUUGUGUUUGUUACAAAAGUGAGCAUCCACCUUUUGAGGACACUCUUUAAAUACAUUGUCCUCCUCUGCAUCAGCCAGUCCCAGUAAGCUCUUGACAAAUCUCUUUGACUUCCAUUCCUGCUCUAUGGCUUUUUUUAUGAGCUGCAUAUGUAACUCUAUUGAAGUAAUAUAAAUAUAGUUGUUUCCACAAACUAUACAGACACAGGACAGUUUCACUCCUGGAUGUACUUGUCCUUAGUGUGAUACCUCUGGCCUAGUUUAGCAAAACCCAUCAUAGAUUUGCCCUCUUUGUUGGAAACACUCAGAAAUCUCUGAAAAAAUUAUCCUUAGAAGUUAUUUACUGGCAUGCAACAAGUGGCUUCAUGGUUUAGUUGGUAGUACAGUGUAGUGCCCAUCAACUAUCUGGGAAUAGAUGUUGAAACCUCAUUGGAGCCUUCAAAUUCUCAGACUCAAUGUAUUGCAAUGACUACUAUUGCAGUGCACCUGGGAAGAACAGUUUGUCAUGUGUCAUUUUCAUUACUGUUCAUUAUUUUUAAUUAGUAACAUUGCAACAGAAGACAUGCUGUACACUGAGUCAGAUCUGGAAAAGAGCAUGGACAAAAUUGAAACCAUUCAUUUCCAUCAGGUUUGUUUUAAUCUACAGCUUUAUCAAUACAUAAUUGUAACUUAUGAUAUCCAAAGUAGUAUUUCUUCAUCUUUUCUUUUUUUUGUUCUUUUAGGAAAAAGAAGUUAAUGGGAUUAAGUUCUGGUGUUACCAUGCUGGUCAUGUUCUUGGGGCAGCCAUGUUCAUGAUAGAAAUUGCUGGUGUAAAGGUUUGGACAGUCCUCUAAAAGACUAGUUUUUUGUUGAAUAUUUCCAUAGUGGCCAUCCUUUGCGCAAGAACACAGGCUUACAGGCUGAAAAAAGUGUCCUUGAAGUGCCAGUUUUUCUUUAUAUUCACAUCUACAAUUUGUUAAAAUUUGUUAAAAUGUUAUGACAAAUUUAACUUAAGCAUAAACUACACAGUUUCUUAGAUUUUUAAGUGGGAUACAUAUUCAUGACUGUUACUGUUAGGAAGAGGUGGCCUCUCAUAUGUCCAUGGGUAGCUGGCCUUUGUUUGAGGGUGCCAGUUCACAGAGGCUCAAAUGCACUGUUUACUAAUAAUACUUACUGCACUUUCUAGAAUGAAUUAUUGGCAUUUGUAUUCAUAAUUAUCCAUUGAAUUUUGCACCUAGUUUGCUAUGUUUUUAACAUUCUUUGAUGUUGUUGUUGUUUUCCAGAUUCUUUAUACAGGAGAUUUCUCUCGACAAGAAGAUCGUCAUCUGAUGGCAGCAGAGAUCCCUAGCAUUUCUCCUGAUGUUCUCAUAAUUGUGAGCUACCAAUCAUUUAAACUCAUCAGUCUGUUAAUUAAUUUUUGUUGUGUAUUUGGAGCAUCCAGCAGUGUAUUUCAAAAUGAUUUUGGCUUCAAACUUUAAACAUUUAACCCCUAAGAGUGAUAAGUGUCUAAUAUCUCCAAGCAUUAUCACCACUGUAUCAAACAUUAAGUUCAUGAGAAUAAAGAAAAUUAUCACAAACUCAAGAGGCACUUGACUAUAAGACAAAUUCUCCUUUUCAGUGCCAUAGGAAAUGUAUAGGGAACACUAUGAAGAAUUACAUUUUGAUGUUAGGGUGUAACAGGGUUGAAGCACAAGGUUUCUGUGACAAAAAUGAGUACUUGUAGAAAUUUAGAUUCUUUGUUUUACAGCCAUGGCUUAAAGUAUUAAUAUUUUAAAAACGUGAGAUCAAAUGUAUUUAAUUUUCUACUUUAUUUUGACAAAUUAUUAUUUUCUAAUAACAACUUUAGGAAUCUACUUAUGGUACUCACAUUCAUGAGAAGCGAGAAGACAGAGAGAACAGAUUUACAAGUAUGUUCUUAAAACUGAUACCAAAAGAAAAUACACCCUACUACACCAUAAUCCAUUUUAUUCACCCAAGUUGGUGGAGAGUUUUGCAUCAAAGAAUACAACACAGUGACUCUAGGAAAAGCAGAAACAAGUUGUUCCUGUAGUUGAUUUAUUCCUCUGUACCCUGAGAUGUACAGGUGUAGGUAGACACAUAUUUGUCACAAUGUCUCUCUGCAUAAAAUGCAGUACUAUUCUAGUUGAUAGGCUCUUCAGUUCUUAUCGAGAGAUGAUCCAACAGCUUGAUAUGAGUACAGCUUACAUUCACAUUUAAACACUCUAGUUAAUUACAUGACAUUUCAUUCAUUUGAUAAAUCAUUCAAGAGAAUGCUGAAAUCGCAGACCAAAGUACAAGUACUGAAUUUAACUACAGUAUUGAUCUAUUUUUAUGUAAUUUGAAACAAGUAGGCCCUUUUGUCAAUCGUUUUGAAUCUAUUCAGGUACUGUCCAUGAUAUAGUAAACCGUGGAGGAAGAUGCUUGAUUCCUGUCUUUGCUUUGGGGCGAGCUCAAGAGUUGCUUCUCAUUCUUGGUAUGUUAGGUCCAGUUUUCUUUGCAAUUCUCUGUUAUAAUUUUGUAAAUUUCCCUACGACUAAACCCCAUUUUAUGAUUGGCCAUAAAAUGCAAAAAAAUUCCAACUGAGUAAAUUUUUAGGGACUUACGGUUAUAGGAAGUGUUUUGUUUUGUUUGUUUGUUGGUUGGGUUUUUUUUUUGGGGGGGGGGGGCGGCGGUUCUGUAUGGAUUUUUAGUUGUUUCAGUUGUCUGAUAGUUUCAAUGUGCUUUUCUAAGCUAAUACAGCUCAAAAAAGAUGUAACAGUGAUGCUUUAAGAAGACUUGUAACGGUCAACCGUUACAACUGAAUAAGGGGGUAAUUUUCUAAAUAAACUGUGGUGCUGGGUCGGUAGGGCUGGGGGGGGGGAAGGGGGGGGAUUGGGAGCGUUACAAGACAAUUGGGUUGUAAAUAUUGAGUUGAUAACGUAAGUUGGCCGCCGAAGAGACCCUCUAAAGCUGACCUUUCGAGUGUCAGCCCUUUGUCAAUCGCUAUGACGAGGGGCUAGCGCUCGAAACUCAGCUUUGGAAAAUCUUUACGAUGGCCAAUUUAUAUUAUCAACUCAAUUGGUAAAAGCCAAUUGUCUUAUAAAUUUAAUAAUCUUGCAUUCAAAGAAUUCACACUCAUGCUUCAUAAUCAGAUGUCAACACCCUAAGAAUGCCGUUUUUAACGCCACUGGAACUACGCUUACUUUCUUGUAUUUAGUAAUAACUGCUUAAGUGUAUUUUGUAAAUGAAUAAAGGGGGUACGUUUCUUGGUGCUGCGUCGGUAGAAGAGUAUAACUGGGUAAUUUAGUAUUAUAAACUGAGUUGAUAACGAAAAUUGGCCAUCGUAAAGAGUUUCAAAGCUGACGUUAGAACGAGUGACAAAGGGCUAAUGCUUCGCUCUGACGAAGGGCUAACGCUCGAAACGUUAGCUUUGAAACACUUUACGGUGGCCAAUUUACGUUAUCAACUGAGUUGAUAAUACUAAAUUAUCCUAUUUUGUAAAUGGAUUCCUGUAGAUGAGUAUUGGCAAAAUCAUCCUGAGCUUCACGAUGUUCCAAUCUACUAUGCUUCACAACUGGCCAAGAAAUGCAUGUCAGGUGAGAGAAGAAUGCCAAGUUUGUAAUUGUUUAUGUUGCGUUAACAAUAUUUUAGAACGUAGAAUGACAAGAAGAAUUUGUUUAACAUUCAGGAGCUUCGUGAAUUAGUGAUCAUUUACUCUCGCGACUUUUACAUUUGAUUAAAAGCAAAUACUACAAGCCAGUCUCUCUUAGCGGUUGAAGGGUUAAAGAAAGAGGUUUGUGAGAAGUUAGUUUUCACAGUUUCAGAGCACUGGGCCUCCUUCAAUUUAUCCUAGAGCAUAACCUUGAAAUGCGACACUUUUUUGAAGAGGAGAAUGUAGGUACAUAGAACACUCAAUGUGGUCUAGAAAAUAUGCCGCUGAAUAAGAUACCAAGGAAACCCAUCAUCAGAUGAAGAGACGAUCAGGUUACAGCGAGUGUUUCAUUUUGUAGAAUGUGCGAAACAUUAUUUAAUGUUGCAAACAUCCUAUGCCCUGUUUAAACAACGAGAGAGAGUUGUAUGAGAUUUUCUGUCUGAACUAUUUAUCGGGUAUUGUGCAACACCGUUGUAAAAAGGGGUUAAAACUAAGAGUAAACGAAAGGACUUUCCGCCGGGACAAAACAAAUUGCCUUUGACAGGAAGUGAUCGUUGAAGACGGGGGCAUGUUAGUGGAGGUAAGACACCGAGACUGUCACCAAGACCAAGUUAGAUAAAAGAAAACCAUAUGCGAACCAUACUCCUUGAGGUCGCCGUAUCGAUAGGAAAGUGUCCUCCGACACAUGCCCAGUGACAAUGACCAAGGCUAUUUCUUUUCGAUCCAAAAACGUAUAGGUUAAUUAUUGGCCGUUAUGGUUUACACAUUUACAUAUCGUUAUUUGCUUUUAUUUGCAGUGUUCCAAACAUAUGUCAAUGCAAUGAAUGAGAAAAUCAAGAAACAGGUAAGAUGAUUAUUGUUGCUUCACCAUCCAGGCUUAGGUUUAGAAAAAGUCACUGAAAUGCAAUUAUGUACUCUGCAUAUUUGACGGUCGUAUUGAAGAACUGAAUGGUGGUAAAAUGUUGUUCAUUUUAUACUUGCUGAUAUAAUCAGGACGUUUCCUUUUUACUAGAUUAAUAAAGUAAAUCUUUUUUGUGUUUAUAGAUCGCCAUUUCUAAUCCAUUUGUGUUCAAACACAUAUCGAACCUGAAGGUAAGGUGGUACUGUAGAUGGUAUGCAUGUGUGCAUGUCAAUGCCAUGUAACGAUAGAACACUCAAAGCACAUGUUCAUCAUCUGUUUGUUUGUUGAUUUCUUGGCUGUUUGCAUGCAUGUUUGUUAGUUUAUUCUUUUGUUGGAUUGUUUUUUCUAGGGUAUUGAUCAGUUUGAUGAUAUCGGCCCCUCGGUUGUAAUGGCAAGUCCUGGAAUGAUGCAGGUUUGUGAUUGAAACAAAAGUUAAGAUCCAGACAUAGCUGAAUGUUUUUAACGGAAAAAAUAAGCAAACUUUUUAUAUUUUCAUUUGUUUUCUUUGUCGCUGAUUUCUCUGUUUUUAAGCUGCAUAAACUAUUAAAAUCUUAUCAAGGAGUAGCAGCAGCACACAAAAUGGGCGUUGAGUCAAUGAGAGAAAACCUCGGCCCUAUAAUUCACUUCUUGUGCAUGAAUACAAACCGGUUUUCUUUGCACACAGAGUGGCUUGUCACGUGAACUCUUUGAGCAAUGGUGUACCGAUCGUCGAAAUGGUGUGAUCAUAGCUGGUUACUGUGUAGAGGGGACACUAGCCAAGGUAUUGUGAUGAAAUGAACUACUCAGUAUGGUGCUCUGUUAACGUCCUUUACAGUUUUACACUACUGUUUUAUGUGACCAAGCAAACUGUUUAUAGGAAACAUGAAGCCAUUUUAAGUUCAACAAAGGCCUGCUGGACGGACAAACGGAAAAGGGAAAUGUGCGGGAAAGGAACCAUUGUCAAUAAAUAAGUGUUCUUGCUAACGGCUCGAUUACGGCUUUAAAACUUGAAUGAAGUGAGCCAAGUUGCUUAUUAAAUCGCGUCCAACUCCUGAUCCGAUGAUGCACUCGUAGAACUCAUAAUCUCUUUACCUUGUUUUGAGAGCUCUGUCAUUAUUUUAUUCUUAAUGUAUUUGCAUUUUGUACCAGACUUUGAUGUCAGAACCUGAAGAAAUAGCGACCAUGACAGGACAAAAGAUUCCACGCAAAUGUUCUGUCGGUGAGUGCUGGUGUUUCUGAUACUCAGAAUAUUUUCUUGUGGUACAUGAAGCUAUCUAUUUGAAGAAAAGUUCGAGUUUCCUUCGAAGAAACGAAGCCUCGAGUAUCAGACUUUUUUUUCCAUGGAGAGUAAACUUUUAAAAUUUUUUACAUGAUGUUCCGACUACUCCCCGUCAUGAUAGAAGUGAUUCGUGGUAGUAAAGAACUUUUCAGUGGCUUUUCGGAGGAAAUCCGAGAUGCAAUAGACUGUACCUCAGUGCGAUCAGCCAAUCAUAUGUAAGACUUGUGUGUAGUGACAUCCAUAAUCUUUAAAAUUCCAAUCGGCAUCCAGUGAUAUGAACACCUGAAUUAAUGGUUUAUUCCUAGUUCUGUGAGAUUAGCAUUUAAAGAGUUAAUUGAUAAGCGCUCUUAAAGAAUUCGUUAAUGCUCAGCGUGCGUUUCGAGCUAUGGAUGCACGCAGAAAGUUUGGAGAGCACGAGAGAAGAGUAAGAGUUGUUCGCGGCGCGAUAUAGUUGCUCGAGAUAUUUUUUCUUCCUGAUUUUUUCGACUGGUUUUCAAGGUACUUUUAAUGUAGUCUAUUUGAAGUUUCCCAACAAUGAAUGUAUUCCCUUUCAGUGAAUUUCAGACCAUGCAUUAGUGUAAAAAUAACAAAUUGAUUCUGUGAUUUGUUAUUUGCAGACUACAUUUCAUUCUCAGCUCACACGGAUUUCGAACAGACAAGUGAAUUCAUUCGAAUUCUAAAGCCCCCUCACAUUGUAAGUGAAAUGUUGAGAGUUUCACGAAAUUUAAACAAGUUGUAACAACUCAGCCUCAGUUUCCUGUAGACCCUUCUUACUUUAGAAAAGAAAAAGACUCCCCUUAUACAUAGGCACAGAAAGUAAGUAUUUAAGUGGUCCAAAAGGCACGAGCUGAAAUUUCAAGUUCAAAUGAAUAUUUUGACACAGUUCUAGAUUGGAAAAAAUGAACAAGUCCCUGCUUAUUUUAAGAAUCCAAACGCAUGAGCGCAUCAUGGACAAGGUUUUCAAUACACUGGUUGGAUAAAAUUAACCUUAAUCGUCUUGUGAUUGCUUCAAAAAAGUUUGUUAUAUUUUCUCAGGUGCUGGUUCACGGUGAACAGAACGAAAUGGGUCGACUGAAAGCCGCUUUGAUUCGUGAAUACGAGGACAAUCCAGUAAGUUACGCACGGGCAAUGUUUUGUAAGUAUUAGCUUUUUCAAUAGAUAAAGUGCUCAGACUAUUUCUUAUUUUGUACCUUCAUCUACAGGAUGCCAGUGUGGUGGUUCAUAACCCCCCUAAUACUCAAAGUGUAGAGCUCUAUUUCCGGGGGGAGAAAAUGGCCAAGGUAAGCAUGAUUUAUUGUUUCGUGUUACUGCAUGAAUAAACUUGAGUGAAUUUCUCCGACCACUUACUGUAACACUUUUAAAGCUUAAAAGUCCUAUUUACAUUUGGACCGCGUCUUAUUCUCAUAUGGAGUGAAAUAGUGAACACUUCUUGAAUUGACAUAUUACACUGCGUGCGACCCUUUCAGGUGAUGGGAAGUUUAGCCGCCGAAAAGCCUGAGCACGGAAAACCAUUGUCGGGAAUUCUUAUCAAACGAGGCUUUAAUUAUCAUCUGAUUGCACCAGAUGAUCUCCAAAGUAAGUCCGCUGACAAUGUGCUUUGAAGCGUCGCACCGCACUGCAUCGCGCUGCAUUGCAUUGUUCGUAAUUUCCAUACUUGAAGAUCAGAGGAAAUACUUUAGUUUUACCUUGAUGACUGCUCGCACAUAGACUUACCUGUACCAAGCAUAGAAAAGACGAAUAAGAGCUAGGUUGAAGAACUUAAGAUGAAAGCAAUCUGACACCAGCUACCUGUGGAUUGUAGGAAAUAGUUGCACGCUCUUCAAUCUCUAAGAAUUUAAACAGAAUUUCAAGAAUAUUACAACUUUGCGUGUGCUGUUAUCCUCUUAUCUACCAAAUCCAGACAAAAAAACUUUUCCUUAGCCUUUUGCCCUUAAUGUUUGCCUUGGACUACUAAAAGACGUUUUCUUCGAGCCCUAAUUAACCUAGGAGAAUAUGAUAAGUUUCGAUAUUUAUGGUUCCUCUACAUGUAGCUUGGCUCCCUUUGCCAAUCAUUGAUUUCAUUUUUUCUAUUUUUUUUUACAGAUUACACAGAGCUAUCCACGAGUGUUCUUACUCAGGUAUGAAAAUUAACAUGACUCGGCAUUAUAUCUUGAGAACUGGGAACGAGAUCAUCGAAAUAACCAAACCGUACUGACAUCAUAAUUCCCAAAGAAGUGUGCUGAAAAUAUUGUUGGUAUACGAAAUUACUUUAUUAAAACGACAUAGAAUUUGCAAAAAAAUAGUGGAAGAACACUGCAAUGGUAGAAAUGCACCUUUUGCAAAGCAAGAUUGAUUUGCAUGACCGCUGCUUACGUUCUAAAGAGAUUUUCUGUUUGCCCUGACCAUUUUUUUAGUUGUAUUUUCUUUUCUCCUCUAGAAACAAACUGUGGCUUUCCACGGUGCCUUCUCCCUUCUUCUGCAGUGCAUGGAGAACUUAGCUGGUGAGGUGGAACAACUCUCAUUACAGGGAGGCAAACUCGCGCUGAAAGUGUUUAAAGCUGUCACAAUCGUUCAGGAGAAACGAAGCGUUGUUGUGGAGGUACACAAUAGUGCUAUUUGUUCUUCUCGGUGUGACUUUAUAUUAACUUAGAUGAGACUUCCCGCUGUGUUCCUAGCGUUUCUUUAGGCGAAAGCUGAGCAACAUCUCUUGUGUUCUUGUCGUUUUCCUUGCUAUUGCCAUGGAUGUUAUAGGUCUGUCGAUUGAUGACAGUCUUGUUUCCUUUUAGUGGAUAGCAAACCCUGUGAACGACAUGUACGCCGAUGCUGUCCUGGCCGUGAUUUUACAAGUUGAAUCUAAUCCCACAGCUGUUCAAGGUGACUGAUUUGACUUGGACUGUUGUACUGAACGCAUGUUUGCCUCUAUCUUCAGUGUGUCUGUGUGAUACACAUGUAACUCCUUGUUUCCAAUUGGUGGCUGUAAGACUAUGUAAGAAAGGCUUAGUUUGACCUCUGUUUUUUAGGCCCUCUUCCAUAUUUGACAAUUAGGUUACGAACUCGAUAUUCUAUCACAUGAUAAUUGAUGAAAGCGAAGCCCAGACUACCUAUUUCGCCUGGAAACCGAGAGCGUAUUAUGUAAUUGUUUUAGUGUAAAUAUACUCGUCGACAGGUACAAGCUCAUGUUUUUAUUUCAUAUUUAUAACACCACACAAUGUUUGGGUACUCACUUUACACACGAUCUAUCGUGGUGUUGGUAGCAAAUAGCACAACCAAUCAGAUUGCAGCAUUUUUGUUAGAGCGCAGUUUACUUUAAGCUAAUUUUAAUCAGUUGGUGUCGAUAGCUCUGAAUGUUGUCACGAAUUUUCCAUUGAUCAUCAACUAACUUCCCUUUGACUCUUUGUUUCGACAGCUGCUCGUGCUAAGAAGCCAGAUAUAAGCCAGUUUCCAGAAAGGUAUUUUUGUUUGUCUUUAUGUUUCUGUUUUCGUUUCUCCUUAUCUUAGAUUUGCCCUUUCUAGAAAUACAGGUGGUCCUCUCUUUGGAGUGAUACACCUUUAUUCUGGGGACGCCCAACCAAGGGGCCAUUUUUUUUUUGACCACUGAAAAAGGCUCAUUUAAUCUGUGUUUGUUGCCUUGGAGAAAUCUCCAUGAAAGGAAUGGUAUAUUUAGUCUUAAGAUUGUCCCCGGAAUUGAGUUUCUACGAAAUAAGAUUUGUUGAUUAAAAUGACUCUGAGGCAGUUGCAAAAGCUGAGGAUACUUGAACGUCGUUAUGUUAAUGAUUAGAUAACUGUUGAUUCCCCCACCGCUUCAGCCUCAGAUUAACUUAGAGGUAUUGUUUUCCUCGCCCUGACCACUACCGAUACCAACUGUAACAUAAGUUGGUAGGACAAAGUCCCUUAUAUAAUUCACACGAAUGGACAACCAGACCUUAAAGUGACCUGUUACUAAUGGCGAGCUUACUAUCUUGGACUUAUCGCCAGAGAGUUUAGCCUCCAAUCAGGAAUCAAACCUUAGAACCUCAGGUUACCAAUGAUCUCGUGGCUCGGCAGGCCAUUCGCUCAGUCCAUGUAUGAGAAGGAACGAGGAGAAAGAGAGUGGGAGAAGUGGGUGGGACUCUGGUCUAAACAUCAGCAUCUGGAAAGGGGAUCUCAGUUUACGUCUAGAUGUCAAAGUUAAUUCAUUGGAAUUGACAAGUCCCCGCCAACGCCCAAACUUCCUCUCUUUGCAAACAAGCACCCUACACACUAUUCAGGUCACUGAGUGAUCAAAGUAUUUGUUCAUUUACUCGCCACCGGCUCUCCUUUUAUCCAACAGACUGAUGAGGCUUUUAAGCGGCACUUACGGCGAGGAUGCUGUGACAAGAACCACGAAAGGAGACCAAAUCUCCGUCAAGUUGGACGGACAGAUAGCUGUCAUCGACCUUGAGACACUGGUAAGAUGUCGGUCAACUGUAUGACAAAUUUUAACAAAGUCACAACAGCGAUUGAUAGAGUGACUGAUUGCUAUUAUCUUAUUUUACCUUUCAAAGGAGGUAGAAUGCUUGGAUGAAAGUCUACAGAGUCACGUGGCCUGUACGGUGAAACGACUUCACAAUACUAUGGUACCUUGCCAUUCCUGAGAUAAAUGGAGAUGAACGACACCCUCAGGAUGAAAAAAAGCAUGUAAAAUCAAGUUAAAAAACGCACGUAGUCGCCUGUAACUUUAAAUCCCUUUUAGAAACCUUCACGUGCAGUAUCACGUGUUAUUAUAUUUUACAAAGAGCAAGAGGCAGGAACGCCUCGCUGUGUUUCUCUCAUGCCCUGUCUCAGAUCAUACCAGUUUACAUCAACCCCUUGAGGAACAUUUGACUUGAGAACGCAAGAAGACUCAUUGAAACAUUGCUUAUUUAAAAAACGACUAAACACAUCUCUUUUACCUCAUUGUUAUUGCGGAUACUUUAGCAUCACACUUACUAGUAAACCAAGAUGUACGAGACGCAACCUAUUUUACUGGUAAGGUAUAAAGAUGUAUUCCUUUUGGAAUUGGAAUCGUAGAGGCUCCGCUGGGUUCGUGGAUUCGAGGGAGCAAAGCAACUGACUGGAUCAAUUAUGGGCAAUUUAACUGAAUUUUCAUUUAAUCCGCAAAUUAUUGCUACGUUAGUCUUUCUCAUAAAACUCUACAACUACUGUAGGACUCACUUAAGCAAUUACAUUCAAUUCUAUAUGUUAUUGAAAAAUCUCGGAUGCUUCGCUGAGCAUGCCGAGUAUUUGUACUCUGUUUUACUAAUAUAACUAAGGAAAUAUACUGAAAAACUUGUGCGGAACAAUUACAUUCACUGGUUUGGUUGUCAAGGAAUCUUCACCGCUGAGCCCACGAGGUCUUCGGGGCAAGUAUUGUGCAAAUUUAAUGGCGCUAGCUGGUCAAGAGAUGCUUAUUUCUAGUAGAGUAGCAUGUAUCAGAGAGGUCAUAUAAUUAAGCGAUUAUGUAAUCUCAAACUGAGCUCGAUUAUUGCUAUGAACAAACCAACCCUCCAUGAAUUAAACACCCAG